UUAUUGUUUGCUGCUUGGGAAUGAGAGUAUGAUGUGAUUGUAAGUUUAAGUCUGCUGUGAGAAGAAGCAUUUUUAAGACUUAUUUAAGGUUUGAGCAUCAAAUAAUGGAAGAUAUAAUGACUUUACUGUGUCAUUCUAUGAAGUUAGAAAGAGAUCGAGGAGUUAAUGAAUUACAAAAAUUUCUCUCCAAUGCAAAAUUUGAUGAGUUGAAAAAUUUACAGUCAUGUUUAGAAAAUAUGUUAUCGAAAAAUUCCGAUUGUUGGCAAGAAAAACUUGGAUUAUUGCUCGGAAUUAAAGCUUAUUUACCUUACUUGAAGAAAUCGCUUGAAGAUGAGUCAACAUCGCAAUUCAUUGAUAAAGUAAUGAACACGGCAUUAGAUUUGUUGACGGAUGAUGAAGUUCGAGUCAGAUUAGAAUCAGGUGAAGUAUUAGGAGGUUUGUGUGAACUAUUAGGAACCACAGUAUAUGAAAAGUGUAAAGAUAAAGUUUUAUCUUUAAUAAAAAAUAAUUUGGAAAGAGAUACUAUCUCAGAUGCCAGUUCUCGAUUACCAGAUAGUAAUGAAAAUGAAAGAAAAUGUGAUGAUUUAAUGAAACAAACAGGUCGGGAUGCAUCCCAGAUAUUUCAUGACACAGCAGGUUGGAAAUGCCUAGAAACAAGUAUGAAAUGUUUACAAGCAAUGAUAGAUGGAUGUGGACCAAGUUUCCAAAUGUGGAUUAAUCAAGAAUUACUUGAUCUUUUAUUUCAAGCGUUAAAACAUACAAAUCGAUUUGUUCGAGAAACAGGAUUUUAUGUCUUAGGUUCUCUUGUUAGUUGUGGAUCAGUGGAAAGUGGAGAUAAUAAAAUAUACCAUAAUCCUUUUAAAUCCACUCAAUUUGGUCAUCAAAUUAGUCAUGAAAUAGGAUUAGGACUUUCAGAUAAUUGGAGUCAGGUACGAUUAGCUUCAUCUGAAGCUGCAAGAAAAUUCCUUCUUUCCUUUAAUAAUGAAGAAGAAAGAGAGGUGUUUUAUCCUGUAUUAUUACCAAGAAUGUGUCUAAAUAGAUACUAUGUAGCAGAUGGUGUCAGAAUAUAUUCUCAAGAAACAUGGAGAAGAAUUGCAAAAACUGAAGGAAGAGAAUUAGUACAAAAAUACAUAAAUCCUGUUGUCGAGUAUUAUGUUUCUCAAACUAAAGCAAAUAAUCAUGCUGUUAGAGAAGCUGCUUGUGCAUGCAUUGCAGAAUUAGCUUCAAAGAUAAAGCAAGAUUCUGUAAGACCUCAUGUUCCCCGUUUACUCAGUACUUUGUUGGAAUGUUUCCAGGAUGAGAGUUGGCCUGUAAGAGAUGCUGCCUGUCUUGCUUGUGGGAAUUUUGUGAUGUGUUAUCCUGAAGAAUCUCGCUUCUCAAUGGAAUCCUUGUAUCCAAUGUUUUUCCGGAAUCUACAUGAUUGUAUAUCAUCAGUUAGGCAAGGUGCAGCAACUGCACUUGCAAAUGUAGUUCAAGCUUAUGGUGCAGAAGCAUUUUCAAUUGUUAGUAAAGAAAUUGAAAAGGGUUUAAAUAGUGUAGAGAAUCAACCAUCUGAAUCAGAGAAAUAUGCAAGUUUUGAUAAAGGUCUUUCAACUUUUAGUGUUGUAAAAAAAUUGAGAGAUAAUGAUAUGGAAUUACAUACAAAUAAACAGAUGUAUUCUUGUGGAUCUUUGGCUCCAAAAAUGGGUCGAGGUGGUGGCUGCUCUGAUCAUAAAUUUUAUAAACCAUCUGAGCCUUGGGAAUUUGCUGAUGGAUGUAUUCAUUUGGUUGCAGUGUUAUCUCAAAACACAGCAUUUUCAAAGGAAAUCAUAAAAUUUCUUGAUUUGAUAACAAAAGCAGUGAGUUAUCGACAUUAUACACAUCAUUUAUCUCUCCUGGAAACAUUAUGUCAACAACUACCCAAUAUUGCCCGUGGAAUUGGGAAAAAAGCAUUUAAGCUUCAUUUGGAAAAUUUUUUGGACGACAUAUUCUAUAGCUUGAGUAGUGAAAAUCCUUUAACAUCAAGUGCUGCAAGUCAAUGUCUUAAUCAGCUGUCCACAUUUUUAGGACCUUCGAUCUUAAGAGCUCGUGUGGAACAACACAAUCCACAAUUCUUACAACAGCUUGAUGCAAAUAGUCACAUUGCAGGUUUAUAAAAACUAAAGACUAUUUAUUUUUAGUAGAACAUACAAAUCACAUAUUUACAAAAUCUUCAUCAAAUGUUUGAUCAAUAAUCUAACCAAUCCUUCA
Messenger RNA from Centruroides sculpturatus (bark scorpion), 2229 nucleotides. RefSeq lists its product as uncharacterized. The coding region runs from base 105 to 2135 and encodes 676 amino acids. The record is from RefSeq and is a predicted model, not a curated record. Gene Ontology annotation, cellular component: cytoplasm; nucleus. Gene Ontology annotation, molecular function: molecular adaptor activity. NCBI's taxonomy places the organism in Eukaryota, Metazoa, Arthropoda, Arachnida, Scorpiones, Buthidae. The transcript has 17 exons.